Cuscuta europaea is the source of this 1780-nucleotide messenger RNA. The record is from the annotation of a GenBank genome assembly. Lineage: Eukaryota; Viridiplantae; Streptophyta; Magnoliopsida; Solanales; Convolvulaceae.
CAAACCUUUUUAUCUUCUCUCUUCUCCCUCUACUCUGUUUCUCUUCCCCACCACACCCACCUCACCUCUCAUCUACGUACAACCCCACCCCCUCUCUUCUCCAUCCCCACUCCCACAAACAGAACCGAUCUUCUACGCCGGCAGCAUGGUUCGACUCUGGUGGCGUGGUGUGCCUCCGGCGGCGUGGUGUGACUCCGGCGGCGUGGUGCGACUCCAACGAGAUCUGAGACGGAUCUGAGCUCUACCAUGGUCAGAUCAAUGGAGGUUGGCAGCGAUAAUUAUGCCAGAGGUUACAGAUGAGGCGAUGACAACGCCAGCACGCCGGUGGCGGCGGCUUCGACGCCGGUGGCGGUGGCGGUGGCGGCGACGGUGAUAGUGACAGUAGAGGUUGCACUACCACUUUGUUUUGUGCGUAGCAAGAUGAAUGCCAACGCCCUGUUCGCAAAGAGGAAGGGCAAGACCCAGGCAAAGGAGAAGGGGCCCUCGGGCCAGAAGCCAGCCGACGCGUUUUUCCCGAAGGUCGUAGAGCCUUCCGCUGGGGACGUCCGUGCUGUUGUGGGGACCGGGGGGUCGAAGGCCGAGGCGGCCGCGAAGAAGAAGAGGAGUGAUAAGGGGGUGGAGCCCCCUACCAAGAAGCAGAAAGCCGCCGGGGGCGCUGUCGAGGGGGCGGCCCCCCUCAUAGUUAUUGAUGACAUGCCCGCCGCUGAUGGGCCUCUGGCCUCGGUCACUCCGAAGGCUCUGGUGAAUCCCCCCCGGAGGAAUUAUCCCGGGAGAUCCGUCAACUCUCCUUUUCCCCUGGUGCUUCACUGAUGCACGGCACUGCCGAGCCGAGGGCCUUCCUACGGGGCAUCACCUCGAAGAUGGACAGAGAAGUCUUCGAGACAUACGACGACGAUGCCCUCGAGAACAGGAUCCUCCGGUCCUCUCUUACUGCCUGCAUAGCCCUCGGGGAACAGGCCCGGAGGCGUGAGGAACGGCGCCUUCACGAGGCCGAGCAAGACAAGAAGAUGGAUGGGCUGGUUCGCAAGAACUCCGAGGCGAUGAAGCAUGCUGCGCAGCUGGAGGAGGCCCUCCGGGAGGCGAAGGCGGCGGCGGAGAAAGCCAAGGCUGAUGGCAUAGCCGAAGGCAAGGCAGAGGCCGAGAGGGCUGCUGCCGAGGCGGCGAAGAAAGCUGCCGAUGAAGCCCAAACCGCCAAGGAGGGAGCUGUGGCCGAGGCCCGAGGGGAGGCAGUUGUUGAGUUCCUCGCCGAGGGCUGGAGGACCGAGGGCCACAAGGAGUGGGUGGCCUCCGUGGUGGCAGCCUCGGUGGAUGCUUGGGUAGAAGGCCCCGGGGUUGACUGGCUGACAGAUAGGGGCGACGCCUACUACCAGGGGGUGAGUUCUUUACCCAGCACCUGAUUUACCGGAGGCUCGCCAAGCACUUUGGCGUGUCCCUCGACCAAUUCGACCCUUCAGCAUACAGCCUCCCUCCAUUGCAACCAGAUGUGAGAGUUCCCCUCCCCUCGGGUGAAGAGCGGCCGACAAUAUACGAUUCUGUGAUGAUGGGGGGUGAUGGGGGCGGAGCCGUCGGUGGUGAUGCUGCUGCGGAAGAAGUCUCCUCCAAGGCCGCCGUAGAAGAUGCCCCCGGAGAUAAUGAUGCUGAAGUCACAGAGAAGAUCUGUACUUAGUCAAUCUUUGAAAAAUCUUUGUAAUGAACAUUUGUCACCCCUCGGCUUUGGCCAUACUCUGUAACAAAUACAUUUGAAUCCCUUCUUUUUGUUGGAUGAAUGAUUGCCUUCGGG